This is a messenger RNA of Phycodurus eques (leafy seadragon), 2160 nucleotides long. Its product is annotated as alpha-tectorin-like. The transcript is spliced from 13 exons. The coding region runs from base 1 to 2160 and encodes 719 amino acids. The record is from RefSeq and is a predicted model, not a curated record. NCBI's taxonomy places the organism in Eukaryota, Metazoa, Chordata, Actinopteri, Syngnathiformes, Syngnathidae.
AUGGGUGCAUAUAAGCAGAUGUCGGGAGACACUGAGCUGAAGAGACUUGUGUUUCCCGAGCGCAUCCUCUCCUCACUGCUCUCCAUCCACCUGCACCCGAUUAGCCAGAGCCAAGAUGCCACUAAAUUCUGCUUUACAGGGGCUAAUCCCAUGUCGCCUGACUGCAUUAAAAUCUCUGGUGCAAACGAGGACACUGUGGAGUCAGAAAUCGUGAAUCCCACCAGUGAACUUGAAGCAUUAGUCAAGACAGAGCUGCCACAGCUCAACGAAGCCCUGACCUGUUACUUGAGAAGCAACUUGUCCACUAAAGGCAACCUGAAUCUUGUACAGUCACUUGAAAAUAUAACCGAUUUUAAAGUCAACUUCACCAAGGCUUCUGGGGAAGAAACAAAGUACUUGGACCUCAGUGGCUGCAGGUGCAAGCCAUCGCAUCGCGUGUGCACUGUAACCGGAGGCCAAGUAAUCCAGUUCUUUGGCCAAGUGUCUACCGUUACGGACCGCUGCAUGUACAGCUUGCUUGAGCCAGUCGAUAGUAGCGGCUUUAUACUGUUGGCGGCUUUUGAGGAUCGCCGCAGUCUGAUCAUGACCUUCUUGGACCGCCUGGAUCUGGUGCUGCCAUCAUCCAACAACACUAUCUCUCUUGAAACAAGCGGAAGAGUUCGGGUAAAUGGCCAAAUACAAACGGUUGGCACUCAGGCCACUGAGGUCCACGGAGUGCUGCUCUCCAGCAACGAGGCUGGUGUUACUUUGGAGAUUUUGAACACAGCCAUCUCUGUCGUCAAUGUUUCCAUCUUCUUUGAUGGCUCCUCCGCGUACAUCACAGUACCUGACGGGGCACCUCUGCAGGGCUUAUGUGGGAACGCCAACGAUCCCGCCUAUUUACCAACGGUCACUGCGGCUAGCCAAAGCAAGCUAGGAUGUAAUAAGAUGCCCCGAAAAGGUAACCUAUUAGUCAACAGUACGGCGGGAAUAGAACGCUGCUCCCUUCUCAAGUCGGAUGCUUUUGGCGCUUGCCACAGGAAAGUCCCAGUGGAACCACACAUCCUGUCGUGCAACAACACACUGAGCAGCUACCCCAUGGUGGACAACCUCCAGUGCCAGUUCUUCGAGGCGUACGCCCAAGUCUGCAAGCAGCAGUACCAUCGACUUGGGAGACUGGAGGUCUUCGCUGCUGACAAUCAGACGUACUGUCAGAACCACACUUGCAACGCUAACGAGUUCUGUGGAGAGUCCGGGCUCAGAAAAACAAGCUGCCUCUGCCGAGCCAUAUUUGCAGCCGAAUACAAGUUGAAAAACACUUUGGGUGACCCCCCCACAUGCCAAGAUGGCUCAGCAUCCAUCUCACUGAUUGGCUGCCUGUUGGAGGAGAACGAUAUUGACCACUCCAUGUUGCACCUCAGAGAUGAGACCUGCAAAGGUGAAAGGGACAGUGAGACCCAUUUGGUGACCUUCAACUAUAACUCAAGCAACACAUGUGGGACAGAAAUCCAGGGGAACGAAAGCUUUGUGGUUUUCAAGAACAGAAUUGGGAUUGACAAACCUCUAAACAAUUCCAUCAUAACGCGCAGCAACUUCCAGUUUGACUUCACGUGUGUGUACAGGCAGCCGGAUCUCAAAACCUUGACCUUCCAGGUCAAAAGCGGCUCUGUCACGCGUCAAGUGGUAUCGCAGGCCCAGAACUACACUCUGCUCAUGCAAGCGUACGUGGACAGUGCACGCACACAGUUGCUGGAGCCGGGCACAGAAUUGGAGCUUAAUCAGCAGGUUUGGAUCCAGCUGACCACAGAUGGGCUGGAUGCGAAUGCGGUCAAAAUGGUGACCCAGUCCUGCUGGGUGACAAAAGAUUCUUCGCCCAAUGACACUUUGAGAUACGACCUCAUCAUAGAUGGCUGUCCGAACCUCCAAGAUGGCACGGUGGAGAUAGAUGGCAAUGGAUUGGGGAAGGACAACUACUUCUUGUUCCGAAUGUUCCAGUUUUUGAACAGCACUAACUUCUACCUGCACUGCAAUGUGACCCUGUGCGCGAAGCCGCAGUGCGCCCCGGUGAGUUGCAAGGACAUGCUGUACAUUCUGAUCACUGGCAUGAGAGAAACAAUACACAGUGUUUUCUUUUGUCUUGUCCAAGCAGGCCUGCGGCAAGGUUCACAGCAGAAGACGUAG